AUGCCCGAGCCACCCUACCCCCUGCAUCCCUCGGUCGUCGACCGCAUCAACCCCGAGUACAAGGACUUUUACAACAAGUUUGUCUUCGAUAAGCAAGUUGUUCACCACCAGCCCAUCUCCGCGUCUCGUGCAAGCGGCACUCUGAUCCCGGGCGCCGGCCCUAAGCUCGAGGUCGCCAGCUCAGAGGAUUUCACCAUUCCGAGAAAAGAAACGCGCGGGCCUGACAUCCUCCUGCGAGCUUUCACGCCCUUGGGAGAAAGGCCGGCCAAGGGAUGGCCACUAUGCUUUUGGUUCCACGGCGGCGGUUGGGUCUUGGGCAACAUUGACACGGAGAAUGUCAUCGCCACGCACCUCUGCAACCGGGCGAAAUGCGUCCGCGCAACUAAGCGCCCAGACUUCCCGACCGUGGCAACACAGCUGCUCUCUGUGCCCGUCGCAGACAACACCGCCACAGUGGACUCGACGAAACCAGAGCACGCAUCGUGGAAGGAGAACGAGUUCACGCCCGCCCUGCCAGCGGAGAAAAUGAUGUGGUAUCGUUACCAUUACCUCCCCGACAAGGAAACUUGGGCGCACCCCGAGGCAAGCCCGCUUCUGUGGGAUGGCGAUUGGUCCAAGUUGCCUCCUGCUGUUGUGGUUGUUGGCGAGCUUGAUGUUUUACGAAGUGAGGGUGAGGCUAUUGGGAAGAAGCUUCAGGAUGCGGGCGUUGAGACGGAUGUGCAUAUCAUGAAGGGGCAGCCGCAUCCGUUCAUUGCUAUGGAUGAGGCUUUGGAAGAUGGUAGGAGGGCCAUCACGUACUUUUGCGAUAAGCUUAUAGAGCUGUUGUGA
Colletotrichum lupini is the source of this 828-nucleotide messenger RNA. RefSeq lists its product as uncharacterized. The record is from RefSeq and is a predicted model, not a curated record. Gene Ontology annotation, molecular function: hydrolase activity. NCBI's taxonomy places the organism in Eukaryota, Fungi, Ascomycota, Sordariomycetes, Glomerellales, Glomerellaceae. The coding region runs from base 1 to 828 and encodes 275 amino acids. The transcript has 2 exons.